This is a messenger RNA of Colletotrichum chrysophilum, 1842 nucleotides long. RefSeq lists its product as uncharacterized. NCBI's taxonomy places the organism in Eukaryota, Fungi, Ascomycota, Sordariomycetes, Glomerellales, Glomerellaceae. Bases 1 to 1842 code for a protein of 613 amino acids. The record is from RefSeq and is a predicted model, not a curated record. The transcript is spliced from 2 exons.
AUGACUGUUGAAAAGUCCGCCGAACAACCAUCCACCAACACGGCUCCAAAUCCAAAGGAUGCCAUGGAGGACAAGGCGACUAGGCAAAGCCUGUCCGUCACGAUCGCCAAGAAAAAAUGUCGAGAACAGCUGCGAGCAGCUGUGGAAAAGAAGCGUAAAAGGCAGAACGGCCAAGCACCUCGCGCAGCCGAUAGUCCUAGUGACUCGUCUCGAGCGGUAAUCUCCCGCCUGAUUGAGAGCGCCAGCUUUCCCAUGGUCUGGGAGCAUGGCAUUCUACCCUUUCUAGUCGAGUUUCUCCCCAAGUGGUGCGGCCCGAACCACGUCGUCAGCGUCACCCGCGGCAAGACUCCCGGCUCCCGUCGCGUCUGUAUAAUGACUAAGAAGCAACCAUCACGAGCACGACGGAUUAUCAUCGCAACCCACGUGAAAGAUCUUCUGCCUGAGAUCUACCGCCCAACAGUAUCUUUCGAAUUCUCCAUCGGCGCCGUGGAACGUCUAGUCUGGGCCCGAGGGUUGAGCAAGGACAUGCCAGACGACAUCUGCAUGGCCCGGAACCCAUAUUACUUCAAGGACCCGUGUAUGGGAGACAGCAUCGGCAUCGCGGGGACAGACGACUUCGAGGAGAGUACCUCAACUCUGGGACCAUGUCUAGUCAUCGGCGGUGGAAACUACUGGCUGGCCAACUUCCAUCCCUUCGUCGACGCGUACCAACACCUAAGCGAAGUCAGCGUGCAACAUCCUUCACCAAGCGACCGAUCUCGCUGCAUCGAGGAACGCCACGAUACCAUGGACGAAUCCAAAGACUUCAACAUCGGUAAACUAACGGCAACAUCGGGCAUCGACCUCAAGACGACCCGCAUCUCACAUGACCCUUUUUGGGAAGACUGCGGGAAAGAACAGCCUCUGAUCGUGACGGACUGGAUCCUGAUCGCCGCAAAGACUAAGCAAGCCAAUAUUCUUCGCCGGUUCCCCUCAGAGACUAUGCCCCUCCUCAAAGAGAUACCCAUCAAGACCACAUCGGCAGUCGUCCCAGGCGGGGCGGUUGUUUCCACGGGUCGAACAUCUGGCCAACAGCGCGGACAGGUAUGUGAGGUGCCCGCCUACGUCAGGGGAGAGGACAACGGUACAGGGAAGGCUACACGCGAAUGGUUCAUCGAAGACCCGGACGAUGACGAGGAAGCAUGGAUUCGCGGUGGCAUCGGCGUUGAAGGCGACAGCGGUGCUGCGGUAGUCGACGCAGACACCAAUGCCCUUGUGGGCCAACUCUGGGGACGGAACAAGUACUUCGGGGCCGGCCCCCGCGUGACCUACUUCACCCCUGUCGGCGACCUCUUUGACGAUAUCCAAGAACGGUGCGACCAGCAAGGACGGCCCCAACUGCCGCAGUACCGAGACGAGUCAGACUGCUACCCUGUCUACCCUAGUUGCCGACAGUGCUACGACCUACGCACCUAUCUCGACAGCAGACGCAGCUCGCGCGAAUCCCUCCGCUCCAUGAUCGGCCGACUCGAGAGCGACCACGGCGAACUACCCUCGCUCGGCGGCACGUCAGAGCUUGCGACGCCACAGGACCACGUUCUAUGGUCCCGGCACACUGGGGUCGAGGAAGUCGGGUCAUCGUUCUCCAGCAGCAUAUCUCCCGCCGCAGUCCACACCUUCGGCUUUACCCCGCAGCCGGGGACGCCCAGCAUCGUAGACGUCAAGAGCCCGUACGCCCUAACGCUCAGCGCGGAGGAUCUGUAUGACGACGAGGUCUUCACGUCAACGGCCACCGGCAAACGGUCAGCUGCAAUGAUACCGCGCGGUUCGGUCCCGGGUGCUAAGAGGCAAAGAUUACAUUAG